UUAUACACAAGGGGUGAUUGGCAAACAAGACACACCUGGAAACAGUCAGGAACUGAUCAACAAGAAAAACUACAAAGGACUACAAAACAUGGCACAGAAAAUAACAUAAAAGUCCACACCUGGGCGUCCAAGACCUGGGGUACAGGCUGGAAUUAUGACAUAUGCACUAUGUGGUGUUCAUCAUUUAAACAAUAUUAAAUGUGUGAACAAGUGACCGAUUGCUUCAGCAUCCUGCUUUAGAUUCUAGAGAGCAUUUCAUUGGACAGAAAAUCUGAUGAGAAGCUAAGUGCCGAGUGAUCAAAAUUGUUGAUCCAUAUAGGCGGAAGAGACUAAGUUUUGAGUGCUUAUUUCUUCUAAAUGCGAAUUUUGUCAUUGUUUUGGAGCACACUAACUUAUAGAUUACAGUAAGGCUAACAUAUUCAUACUAAACGCAAAAAAAAAAAAAAAAAAAACUUCAUGCGCAGGUGGUGCAUGUUGUAACUGCGUUAAGGUGAUGAAACACGGGACAACUUUUUGAGCAAUGUUGCCAGGCAAUGUCGUCAAGCGUUGCUUGGGCACUUUCCCAUUGAUAACGGGCAACAAAUUUCGAUCGAAAGUAUGCAGAGAAAUGGGAAAAUGGAAUGGGAAAGUGCUCAAGCAACAUUGCUCAGCAACAUUGGGGGCUUGAGCUCCUGCCCCUUUGAUCGCGAAAGUGAAAGUGCCCUUUGCGGUCGCAUCGCGGUGCCCCCGCGUUCCCAUUUCUCCACCCCGGAACGCGAUUUCUACCGCGGGAGAACAAUCUCACCCCAGAUCAUCCCGUUGUUCCAUAACUUGGAUGGCCAGACUUUUCGCUCCGCAAUAUUUGCAUAAAGAGAACGUAGACUUCCCCUAAUUUGCAUAAAAGUGAACGUUUCCUGAAUGAACCGAAAGCAGGUGUGACGCUGUCCAGGAAGAGACGCGUACAGGCUCUAAACAGAUAUCACAGUCUGAAUUCAAGAAUACGGGAGAAAAGCAAUGGAAUCUUCUCAAGGAUACAACAGAUGAUGGAUCCUUCGUGGCCUUGCCUACCCCAGAAUUCAUUGCACACCGGUGACGACAGGAUUUUUUGAGAGAAAUUGAGAUAAACACUAUUAAACACCGCUGUCCACAUCUUAGUAUGCCUGUAGAGACCGAUGAGUCUAUGACUUCGUCUUCUCUCAAUCUGGUCUGGCCUGCGUGCCAGCAGUGCCAGUCACACAACCCUAAAGAGGCAGGCAAAAGUGGUAGAUUCAGCCCUGAGAUGUGUCUCCAUGAUGUAAGCAGGCUGGAUUAUCUAGAUGGUUGCUGUGGGCUUACUCCUAAAGUUUUAAGGGUUAGUCCCUUCACCAAACUCUCCAUAAGUGAUUCACAACACACAGCGAGUCCUGCAGGCCUGCCCAGUCUCUACUUGCCUCAAAGUUCAGGAAGACACAUUCCGAGAGACUGUAGAGCCCACAUAGAAGAUCUCAGUGAAGACUUCUCAGGCAUCAACAUUCAAAACCGCUGCAAUUCCGCUGGCCUAUAUUCAAACGCCCGAAACCAUGUGAGUGAGGAUGAGGAGAGUCUAGAAAAGCCUAGUCCUCUUCGCUCUGACCUGGGUGAGAAUUUUUGCAGGUAUUCUCCAUCAAAACAGCCAGGAUUUUAUGAUGAGUACCCACCAGAGGUUUUAUAUCACUGGCGCAAGCAGCCUGCAAAUUAUCCACAGCCCAACUAUCCGCUGUAUCAGCCCCUACCUGAGCAUGCAAGGCAUUAUGUUCAGAACAGGCCCAUCUCUAGACAAGCGGCUGCUGUGAGGCCCCCUCAAGUCACAUCCCAUCAGAGCACAGCCCCUGUGAGAGAGCUCAUGUCAGAAGUGUGUGUCCAGCCAUCCCAACCAGCUGCUGUUGGCCACCUCCAAACAUUGAAGCGCAACAUCAGUCUUCCUGAUGACUGCAGAGAUGUUUUCAUAACAUACUCUGUGGACACUGCAGCAGAGUUGAUGCCCUUUGUGAGUUUUUUGAAUAAUCAAGGAUUCAGACCAGCUAUAGAUAUAUUUGAAGACAGAGUUAGAGAAAUGGACAUCAACAAAUGGAUGGACAGUUUUUUAAAAAAUAAGUCAGUGCUAAUCAUUGUAGUGAUCAGUCCAAAGUAUAAGAUAGAUGUUGAAGGAGACGGAUCUGAUCAACAUGGACUACACACCAAAUACAUACACACUCAGAUCCAAAAUGAAUUCAUCCUGCAGAGAUGUCUGAACUUCAGAUUGGUACCAGUGCUGUUUCCCAAUGCCAACCAAAGUCAUGUUCCACUGUGGCUGCAGAGCACUCGUCUGUACCGGUGGCCUGAGGAUGCUAAGGACCUCUUACUGCGUUUACUCAGAGAAGAGAAAUACAUUGUCCCUCCGCUGGGCAAAGAGCUGACACUCACUAUCAAACCCCUAUAAGCAUUGACUAAAUGUGAUUAUGCAUUUAGGCAUCUCACUUGCAUGAAAACAUUCAUUAUUCCUCAAAAUAAGUAAAAACAGUGAAAUACAAUCUCAGAAUUUUAUGCAAAUUUGUAAUAAUUAAAUAUAUUAAAUUACACAAAUAUACUGUAAGUAUUUAAUCUCACUUUAUUAACCAAUGGCUUUGCUGCUGACCUUCAAUGAUCUAAUUCAACCAUACUAAUAAGCAAACAUUGCUUUAGAUUAGAUUUAGAAAUAAGAGUGUUGAUCUUCCUUCUCCUUUAUCCUAUUGUUCUUUAAUCCAGAAUGGCAGCACAGCUGAAAGGUUUGAUUGAGCUUUGCCCUCUACUGUACAGCCCCUGCUCCUGCCCCUGCCCCUGCCCCUGCCCCUGCCCCUGCUCCUGCCCGUGCUCCUGCCCCUGCCCCUGCCCCUUUGAUUGCAAAAAUGAAAGUGCCCAUUUCUCCUCCCCCAGAACGCGAUUUCUACCGAUGGAUUUCUACCGACGGAGACCCACAACCACAUGCCCCAUCCCCCACCCCUGCUUUCGCCCCCUGCCCUCCUGGAGGUCUGUGCAUGCCACUGCUUUUGAGUGUACUGUAACAUGGUUUUCAUUUAGAGUUUACCUUUUGGGCUUUUGCAUUUGGACUACUGUAUUUUUACAGUAUGCAAGUGCUGAAUAUACAAACAUUCAAUACUAUACAAUAUUCAGUACAAUACUAUACUUUCAAUGCAUACAGUAUCAAUUUAUUCACCUUACUACUGUAAGAUUACAAUACUUUUUUUACAUAAUUGCAAAAUUAAUUUACUGUGUUACAAUAUACUUUUUUCUAUAACUACAUGCUUUGGAUGCUGUGAUCUCCGUUUUUUGAUGUAGUUUCUAAUGAAUGAUCUGUAGUGUUUAUAUUUUGACUGGCUGUGUGUGUGAUUUGAAAGCAUUAUUUGAUUUUGAGCACAUUUAAAAUUUUAGUGUGAAAUUACAGUAUAUUCCAGGUUAAUAAUUACAUGACUUUCACAGUAAUUCCACAGUAGGACUUCUCUUGUAUCUAACUGCAUUCUUGGAAUAUCAUACUGUAUUGCAGCAUGAAUAGAUUAUGCUGUGGAGUUUCUUGAUUUUUGUUGGUUUUAUCUGUGCUGCUAAACUUACUUUUGGUUCACUUAUAGCAGUUUGUGUUUGUUUAUUUUGUAAUGUUCAGAAUUUAUAUUUUUUAUUUUUUACAGUUUUUGUUGAUUACUAACACACUAUAACUGGUUCAGUUGGCCCAAUUUCCCAAACCAUUCGUUCAGUUCUAGAAACAAAGUUGCGUUUAACACAUUUCACUUGUUUUUACACACACUUCAGUUUUCUUAAUGUCUCAAUUAAGUGGACAAUGAUUUUUUAUUUACUGCAUUAUUGUUUGUUAUUGCAAUGCUGUGGUUGUCUCUGUGAGUUAUAGUAUGUAAAUUUAGAGAGCGUUUGUAACUGUGAAAACUAACUUUGUAGCAGACUUAACUGCACUUCAAACCACAGUGACAUGACAGUCAUUCACAAAGUCCACACUAACUAGAUUUUCGUUUGAAAAGGCAUCUUUUUCUCUACGUUUUGGCCUUCCACACUGAGACGGCAUUUUUAUUAACAAAAAAGCUUUUUUGAAAACGCCAUUUUCACUUUGUAGUGUGGACUGUGAAAACAGGUAUAGGUAUUUGAAAACGAUGAUGCAUGUUUAAUCAUGUAACGCCAGAUAUUCAUGUUUAUACCGGUAUUGUGCCUGUUAUGUGCCAUUCACUUUCACACAGUUGCUAAAAUAUGUUAAUUUGCACACUCUUCAUAGCGUGAGAACUUUAUUAUUGUUCUGUCUGUAUCUCAGUGAGCUUUUAUGAAGGUUUAUGCAUGUGCAGUAAGGUGAAUUUUAGCGUUUUCCAACGUUUGUUUUGGAAAAUGCUUGAAAACCCUAGUGUGGACGGAGACAGUUUUAAAAAAAGAAAGUCAUUUUCAAAUCUAUCCGGAUUAAUGUAGACGUAGCCUCAGCCAGUGAACAAGCAAUAAACUGUUCUGAUCUUGAAUGAAUGUAUUCUGCGCUAAUGUAAAAUGCCUCCAAUUGACAAUUGCAUUCAUGCUCCAAACAGCCAUGUCCGCAAUCGGCUAUGCUCGUCACUGCAAAAAGCAUUUUAAAUACAAACCUUCAACUCUCUUCAAUCUCUUUUUUUAUUGACUACAUGACCCACAGUCCAUUACCGUCACUAUGAUUCACGUUCGUAACAGCGCACUUCACAUUGAACAUCAGCAUUACUCUGCAUUUCAAUUUGCAUUAUUGUGCCCCCUUCCCUAUUUACAGGGCUCUCUCAAAGUAAGCUUUUUUUUUUAUUAUUAAGUUUUUACAUUGGCACAAAGAAAAAUUCCAACAAAGUUAUGGUUCAAUUAUUGCUUUCCUAUUAAAAUAAUUAAUAAAAGGUUUCCAUACUGCAUAAAAA
Ctenopharyngodon idella (grass carp) is the source of this 4865-nucleotide messenger RNA. RefSeq names its product TRAF3 interacting protein 2a (gene traf3ip2a). The record is from RefSeq and is a predicted model, not a curated record. Lineage: Eukaryota; Metazoa; Chordata; Actinopteri; Cypriniformes; Xenocyprididae. Gene Ontology annotation, biological process: humoral immune response; positive regulation of canonical NF-kappaB signal transduction. The coding region runs from base 1136 to 2416 and encodes 426 amino acids. Gene Ontology annotation, molecular function: zinc ion binding; nucleic acid binding. The transcript is spliced from 11 exons.